Messenger RNA from Letharia columbiana, 2316 nucleotides. RefSeq lists its product as uncharacterized. The transcript is spliced from 4 exons. Lineage: Eukaryota; Fungi; Ascomycota; Lecanoromycetes; Lecanorales; Parmeliaceae. Gene Ontology annotation, biological process: transmembrane transport; chloride transport. Gene Ontology annotation, molecular function: voltage-gated chloride channel activity. The coding region runs from base 1 to 2316 and encodes 771 amino acids. Gene Ontology annotation, cellular component: membrane; early endosome; Golgi apparatus. The record is from RefSeq and is a predicted model, not a curated record.
AUGCCGCAAGAUAUCGAGCAGCCGAACGAGCGUACCGGGCUCCUCUCCCACACCGCCAAUGAUAGGCGUUUGAGUGUCGUACAGCACGAAGAGGAUGGUCAAUCCAUCAUUGGCUCUUAUGUGAGCAAGGAUGAACAAGCUCUUUCCUCGGCGCCUGUAGGCGAACGCCUUCCUUACAAUGAUUAUACCACUGUGGAUUGGCUCCAUGAGCUCGUCAAAGACUCCUAUCGCUUCCGUUCCGUGCACUCCAGGCCUGGCCUUCGGUAUCGACUCGUCGCUACCUUCGAUGCCUGCUCCGGAUGGAUUGCUGCUGCUCUAAUCGGCAUACUUACAGCUUGUGUUGCCUUUCUCGUCGAUGUAGCCGAAGCUACUGUGAGCGAUUGGAAGCUAGGUCACUGCACCUCGAACCCCUUCGCAAACCGAGAAGCCUGCUGUACAGACCGUCGACCCUUCUACGGCCCCACUAGGGCGAACCUCGGAGAAGGGUGCGAUGAGUGGCGUAUGUGGACAGAUGGCUGGUACCGAGCAUUUGGGAUAUAUGUUGGCUUUGCAUUGGCAUUUGGGGUUAUCAGCUCUUCACUAACCAUGCUCACUAAAUCCACCUUACCUGCUGCUGCACCUGGUCAUGGUGACCAGCACCAAGAGCCCGACGCUGGCACCAUUCAACCAGUGACUGGCAAAGCCAUAUACCUUGCUGCAGGCUCAGGCAUUCCAGAGAUAAAGACCAUCCUUUCCGGAUUCGUCAUUCCUCAUUUCCUAGACUUCAAAGUCUUGUUCGUCAAGGCCGUUGGUGCGGUCUUUGCUGUCGCAACCGGCAUGUGUUUGGGAAAGGAAGGGCCCUUUGUGCAUAUAAGUACGUGUGUGGCAUACCUGAUAGGGAAGUGCUUCCCAAAAUACCGCGAGAAUGAAAGGAAAAUGCGCGAACUACUGAGCGCUGGCUGCUCAUCGGGACUGUCGGUUGCCUUUGGGGCACCAAUAGGGGGUAUUCUCUUCAGCUAUGAGGAGAUCAGUACCUACUUUCCCCGCAAGGUGCUCUGGCGAGCUUUUUUCUGUUCUCUCUGGGCCGCGGUGAUCCUGAAAAUUCUCAACCCUACGGGCACUGGAAAACUUGCGCUCUUCGAGACGAAUUAUGGAACAUCAUAUUCUCCAGUGCACUACCUCAUUUUCAUCCUCCUUGGCGUAGCUGGAGGUCUUUGGGGGGGCACGUUCUGCAAGUGUAAUUUCCUUUGGUCAAAAAGCUUUCGGCAAUUCCGCUUCAUCAAGAACUACCCUGUGUUCGAAGUAUUCAUUGUCGUUCUAGCUACCGGACUGCUUCAGUAUCCUAAUCCAAUGACUCGGGAGCCUGGCGACAAAAUCAUCAAAAACCUUCUCCAGGACUGUCGUCGUUCGACUAGUUCCUGGAUCUGCCAACACGAGGCCAAUGGUUCGCCACCAAAAUACAUUGGAUGGCUGGUAUAUGGCACCCUUGUCAAGCUCGUCCUCACAAUAGUGACUUUCGGUUGCAAAGUCCCGUCUGGUAUCAUCAUUCCUGCUCUCGACGCCGGCGCCUUCUUCGGCCGUCUUGUUGGCCAGUGGGUCACCACCAUUUCUCCCGGUAUCUUUGCAAUGGUCGGUGCCGCUGCAUUUCUCGCUGGGGUUUCUCGUAUGACGAUUUCCCUUUGUGUGAUCAUGUUUGAACUCACCGGGGAGCUGGAGUAUGUUGUUCCGAACAUGAUUGCCAUACUCGUCGCCAAAUGGGUCGCAGAUGCUCUGGAGCACGAAGGUGUGUAUGACCUGGCGCAAACAGUGCUCGGACAUCCGUUCUUGGAUCUGGAUCAUGCAAUUAGCCUAGUACAAAGAGAGAAAACACUGGUAGAAGAGCUCAUACCGCCAAAACAGACCAUGGACGACAUCACCGUUAACGUUCUCAAAGAUAACAUGGUACCCCGCAAAGUUCUUGAACAAAAACUUGAUAAGCUGAAGGAAAGGGGUCUAUUAGACGCCGGUCUUGUCCUUGUACAAGACGGGAUGCUUCAAGGGUAUCUCGCAGAAGGGGAGCUCGACUUCGGCCUCACCAAUCUCGGCGGAGUGUGGGACUCGUCCGACCGCGUGCGGCUACUGGGUCUGGCAGAGGAAGGAGAAUUCAACCUUAGCAAUUUCGUCGAUCGAACGCCGCUGAGUAUUUGUGCAAAGGCACCGAUGGAGUAUGCGGUAGAGAUGUUUGGCAAAUUGGGUCUGCGGUAUCUUUGUGUUGUGGAGGAGGGGACAGGCAAAAUGGUCGGUGUCAUUUUGAAGAAGAGGUUGGUCGUUUGGUUAGAGGGUUUGAAGCACCAGUGA